Messenger RNA from Pyrenophora tritici-repentis Pt-1C-BFP, 333 nucleotides. RefSeq lists its product as uncharacterized. The record is from RefSeq and is a predicted model, not a curated record. Lineage: Eukaryota; Fungi; Ascomycota; Dothideomycetes; Pleosporales; Pleosporaceae.
AUGUCUAAUAGUCCUCGCGCCCUUUUCAACGGGCUAGACAUGACAACCCCGCUCUGGCCCCCAUUCAACAACUGCAUAACCCCCAGAGCUGCCUUCGCCCUCGGUGUACAAUACGUCCGCGAAUACCUACUCUCCAUCUCGCGGAAACCAAAACUCGGCUACAACGGGCCUGCGCUCUCCCACUUCUACGUACAAACCCUAGUCCUGAAAAUCCCGCGCUUGCGAAUCCUGGGCGUCGAUUCUUCGGUUGCAGAAGCAGCCUGCGUGCAAAUCUUUCCAGGAUGGCGCGGUUGUGAUGUUACGGGCGCUGUAUAUAGGCGAGUUCGAGUAUAA